UUCUGAGAACAUUGUAGGCAGUCUGAUAACUCACAGGCUUCAAGCUGGCUUUAUAAACUUGCUCCACUUUUGCAUACUUCCUCAUACUGCUAGUUUCUCUGUGAAGAUGAAGCUGCUUGUUUACUUAGUCUUGCUGAAGACGGCUCUCCUUGCUGUAACAGACGUCUUUGCAGCUGUUUUAGAAGAUGAAGAGGAUGCUAAAGAAGGAAAAGUUACUGGGACCUGUCCUAUAAAGCUCAAAAAUAAUCAGAAAUGUGAUGAAGGAGAGGAUUGUCCCUAUCAGAUAAAUCUGCCUCCCAUGACCAUCCAGUUACCCAAAGAAUUCAAACUACUUGAGAAGACUCUCAGAGAAGUACAGACCCUUAAAGAAGCAGUAAACAAGCUGAAGAAAUGCUGCCAAGAUUGCAAGCUGCAGGCAGAUGACAACCAAGAAAGAGACAGUAGUAAUGAGUUCCUGCUACCUAAUGCAGAAACUCCAGCAGAAAACAGCAAAAUCAUCCAAGAUAACAGAGUAAAGGAACUGCAAAGCAAAGUUAACAGAAUGGCAACCAGCUUAAAAAAUGCAAAGAGCCAAAUCCAGACACUGCAGGGUCGUUUAGAGAAGAUGAAUCUCAUAAAUAUGAAUAAUGUAGAACAUUAUGUUGACAGCAAAGUUGCUAAUUUGACAUUUGUGGUGAACAGCCUUGAUAACAAAUGUUCUUCUAAAUGUCCAGCAAUGCAACCAAGACCUGUUAUACAAAUAAUGCAGAGGGACUGUGCUGAUCACUACACAGCAGGCAGAAGGAGUAAUGGAAUCUACAGGAUUAUCCCUGACCCCAGAAAUGAUAGCUUUGAAGUUUACUGUGACAUGCAAACCCAGGGAGGCGGCUGGACGGUGCUGCAACGGCGUCAGGACGGUAGCACCAACUUUAACAGAACCUGGAACGACUACAAAAAUGGCUUUGGAAACCUCAGCAGGGAGUUUUGGCUGGGGAAUGACAAAAUUCACCUCUUGACAAAGAGCCAGGAAAUGCAACUGAGAAUUGAACUUGAAGAUUUCAAUGGCAUCAGAGAGUACGCGAAGUACGAACACUUCUACGUGGCCAACGAGUAUCUCAGAUACCGCCUGAGCGUCCACGGCUACAGCGGCACGGCCGGGGACGCCCUUCACUACAGCAAGCAUUACAACCACGACCAAAAGUUCUUCACAACUCCAGACAAGGACAACGAUAGGUAUCCUUCAGGAAACUGUGGAGCCUACUACAGCUCCGGCUGGUGGUUCGAUGCCUGCUUGUCUGCCAACCUCAAUGGCAAAUACUACCACACGAAAUACAAAGGUGUUCGCAACGGCAUUUUCUGGGGCACAUGGCAUGGCAUUUCUGAUGAUAUUCCCAGUGGAUAUAGGCAAGCCUUUAAGUCAGUAAAAAUCAUGAUCAGACCCAAAAGUUUUGUGCAGUAAUUCCAUACCUUUCUCCUAACUAGUUUGCAUUGGAUUGCACUCAAAAUCAUACUUACUCAGUAUUAUACUCAGAAUUCAAGUAUUCAGUAAUGUUUGGCAUAAAAUAGUUCUAGACAAAACAACAUAUUUCCACAUACAUUUUUAGAGAUUGUAUGUAUUAAAAAAGCAUUCAUGUUUGUGAAAAAUUACUGCUAAAACUUAGCACAGUUUAAGUCUUGGUAUUGUUACAUAAAUAUUCUAAACGUUGCUUUGGUGCUUUUAUGGACUAUGAUAGAUGAUAUUUUAUGACUUAGAACUUCUAAAUAUUCUUCUACACAUUGUGUCUGAAUGAACACCUACAUUUUAACCUGAAAAUAACUCAGAGGUAUAACUGGUAACAUAUCGAUUUGUCAACACUUAGAAUGAAAAUUAGUAUCUCUGAAUCAGCCUGACUUCUGUGUCAUCUAUCCACCACAACUUCAAAUGUAUACCAUGGAAAUAUCAAUAAAAAUUAGGAGAAGUAUUGUGAAUUAUUAUUUUUAAAGGACUAGGAAACAGAAGUCCACGUGGCUUGUACAAAGUCACAAAAAAAGCCUUGAAGCAAACAGAGAGAAUUAAGAUGAUUUCUCACAUCUUAUCCCAUUUAUCAAAGAUUUUUCAAAGAAGUUGGUGAAAGAAUUUAACAAAAGCAAGAAGAAAUAAUGUAGGGACCACAUAAUGAAAGUAUUUCUUGCUCAUUUUGGUUCUUCUCUUCAAGCUCAAGGUCUUAUUUGUCAUUUGUUUUAGAAAGGAGCUGUUAUGUAGCUUAUUGCACAUUUAUACAGACAGGUAGAUGGGUAGGAAGAAGACACAUAAAAAAGAAUUAAUGUCUUUGCAUUAAUGUCUCAAAAUAUAUAAAAAAAGGUUUUCAGUGCCAUUUCUCCUGAAUCUUUUAGCUAAGCCAAAUUCUACAACAUUACCCUUGUUGAGACUCAAGCUCAUUUAAGUACUUCUAAAUCUAGGUGCUAUUGAAAUUAUAAGAAAGACAAAUAAGAUACCAAAAGAUUGUGUUGUUUCUUUUUUUUGAGAACCCCUUUUGUAGCCACAGACACGAGCAAGCCACUGCCAAUUAUAAAGAGAAUAUGUGAAAGACUUCUAAAAUGCAACAAAUGAAAAAACCUUAAUUUUCAAAUACUUUAGGAAGUGCAAGUUAUUAUUAAAGCUCAUGUUGUAGAUAAUGAGCACAAAUCGGGCUACAUGUAUCUAUUGCUCACACUGGAAAAGACUCUAUAUCUCUUUAUAAUUCCAGAGACUAACAUCUGGAGCAGAAAUGCAAUGUAUCUUAGCAAGAGGCUAUUUUUCUAUAUGGCUUAUGGCAAUUUUGAGAUGCAGGUAAACUAUGGUAAGACUGUAUUUCUUUACCAAAGUCUGGUCUUUGCUGGCAUAGCCUUUUUGGUUCAAAGAGACAUUUUAAAAAAAAAUUUGAUACACCUGACCUUAUACUUUACAAAUAUAAUUGAUUUUUACUGCUUUUAAAUAUGGUAACAAGGAAGUGUUACAGCUACAAGUGACACAAAUGAGCAACAGUAGCAAUUGCUAAACUAUAUAGAUUAAUAUAUAUUUUAAGGAAGUAAAUACUUUGAAGGAUAUUUCAGUGAGUAAUUUGGUUUAUUAUAUUUCAGUUUUAAAGAGUAACAAAAUUUUAAUUUCAAGAUGUAUUAUCUUUGCUUGAGAACAUGUUUUGAAACUAGAGAAUAUUUAUUUUCGGAUUAAAAAGGAAUGUCUAAACAAAACAACAACAAAAAAAAAGAAACAUAAAGUAUUGCUUAGAAGAGCAAAUAUCUAAUUGCAUAUGAUUAUAUUUAAUAAUUUUGCGUGAAAUGCAGAAUUUGCUCCUAUUCGUGAUAUUAUAACUAGCUAGGUAUGACUUACAGUAUCUACCAGCUUCUACUUGAAAAUGUCUUUUUUCCUGCUAAGUUGUUGGAAGAGAAACUGUCCAAUUUUUAAUCCUGUUGAAAGGAAACUUUGUAAAAUAGUUUUAUUUUGUUUUUUAACCAAACAAGCACGUGUCUGAUGUCUUUAAAAAAUAAAAGUAAAAAAAAAAAAGAAAAAAGAAAAAGGAAGGAAGCAUAAUGUUGUUACACAGAUCUGAAUAUUACCUGCCUGGAACUGUUGUAGCUGAAUCUCCAUCCAUGUGUACUAGUUUUACAAAGUAUAACUCCAUCUACUUGUUGCAAGCAUAAUUUUUGUUCUUCCUCGGUGUAUUAAAAUUAAAGUCACACUGUUAAAGCUGUA
Messenger RNA from Apus apus (common swift), 3691 nucleotides. RefSeq names its product fibrinogen like 2 (gene FGL2). The record is from RefSeq and is a predicted model, not a curated record. The transcript is spliced from 2 exons. Lineage: Eukaryota; Metazoa; Chordata; Aves; Apodiformes; Apodidae. Bases 107 to 1438 code for a protein of 443 amino acids.